Molecule: messenger RNA, 1370 nt
Organism: Mollisia scopiformis
Lineage: Eukaryota; Fungi; Ascomycota; Leotiomycetes; Helotiales; Mollisiaceae
Exons: 6
Coding region: 43-1101 (352 amino acids)
Biological process (GO): endonucleolytic cleavage in ITS1 to separate SSU-rRNA from 5.8S rRNA and LSU-rRNA from tricistronic rRNA transcript (SSU-rRNA, 5.8S rRNA, LSU-rRNA); tRNA 3'-end processing; tRNA 5'-leader removal
Cellular component (GO): multimeric ribonuclease P complex; ribonuclease MRP complex
Molecular function (GO): ribonuclease MRP activity; ribonuclease P activity
Source: RefSeq, a predicted model, not a curated record
CUUCAACUUUAUGACUCCAUUCGUCAACAUUAGACACCAAAAAUGUUGAAUUUCCGAGUCGAGACCAAGAAUGAAACGAAAUGCUAUGCUACGCAUGGCGUUCUUGGACACGUGGACCCAAAGCAGCCUCCAGUGAAGAGAAAACCAUUCUCGGCAAUUUUGAACCACGAUUUCAUCCAAAAGGUCGAGCUGUUUCUUCCCGAAGAGUUGUAUCGGAUUGUUGAGAAAGGCAUCAUCAAUGCUCUUCCUGCGCCUUCAUAUAGCUCAGUCAUUCUCCCGUUGGCUGCUCUUCUGGAAGGGGAAUUCUUCAAUGAGUACAUCAAGAGAGGGAACAUCUUGAUGCUGUCCGAAGGACGACUUGGCGUGGACAACGUCUAUUCCUUGCGAGAAGGGGUUUUGACCUUGCAUUUGGACAAGGAGAGUUAUGAACGAGCAGGCCUCGUUGGGCAACCAGAAGGUGUGAAGGGCAAACGAGGAACGAAACCUCGAUGGGCUGUCGAAGUCAACUUGCGCCUACCUUCUAUGUUACAUGGCAAGAAAGGGUUUGACAGAAUUGUCUACGCAUUCAAGACUGUUCUCACAGCCCCGGUUACAUGGCUCUUUCUGAAUUUAGAAACCAAAGCUGCUGAUCCAGAUCCUUUUGACGCCCACUUUCCGGCAAGGAAAGUUGCCACUACCCAGGUAACAAGAGACAUUCAGGUCAAGAUGCCAUCUCUCGUUCCGCCGACAGAGGUUGAUUCGGCUUAUGGCGCCGAUUUCGAAGAUUAUGCUGUCGAAAUGUACGAAUGGCUCUCGCUGCUUCAACUUGAUAGCCCAAGAAUUCUUGCCGAUGACAAGACCGAUCCUUUUCUUUCUCGCUAUAAUAUCUCGGGAGAUACUUCGACCAAUUGCAGCUUGGUCAAGGUAAAUUGGCGAGGUUUCAUGUCUGCCUUCUGGGUACGAGAUGCCUUUGUCCAGAUAUUACAAGUCAUCCCACGGGAAGCCUGGUUUGUUUUUCGGGCUGAUGAAGUUGGUUGUGGGCCUCAUAAGCAGAACAGAAGCUGUACGAUUGUGAAGCUUCCAAAGGCACCAACAGAGUAUAUGUUGUGGGAAAUAGCAUAAGCAGCUUCCACAAUCAAGAUGUACGUUGCCGCACUUCUCGUUCUUGACCUACUUCACCUCGAAGUGCUUCUGUUAUAAGCUCUCUCAAAGCUCGUUGUCCUUCUUCGCCCUGGAAAUCUUCUCGUGCGGCCAACUCUUCUAUUCUCCGCCUGAACUCGGGAUCCGCGACUUCACCUGCUUCAUCUUCGGCCAUAGUCCCAAUGUUAACCUGUACGCCUUCUGGAAGAGCCGGUGGGGAGUGGAUGCCAUUCGCUGCAGAGGAGCCGUUG